AUGGAAAUGUUCAUUAAAAAGAGCAGGGAAAAGAAAAAACUGGAACGCCUGGAAAAUGAAGUUGACAUUUUGAAGAAGGAUAUUAAAAAAAUUAAAAAGAAGGUCCAUAAACUGGAAAAUAAACAAGCCCCGGAAAACCAAUCAGAUGCAGGCGAAUUACAGCUGAGUGGGUUAAAUUUGAAAAAGUACAAUUUAAAGAAUGCUGUGAAAGGAAUGUUCAAUGCACAACAAGCUCUCAAUUAUGCAUUAAGAGAACUUUUGUCAUUGGAGGAGAUCCGAAAUUCCUCAAUAUCUGGGGGAAAAAAUUGUGAAGUGUGGAGAAGAUGGACCCAGACCUCCUCUUGAUC
Messenger RNA from Magallana angulata, 347 nucleotides. RefSeq lists its product as uncharacterized. The transcript is spliced from 2 exons. NCBI's taxonomy places the organism in Eukaryota, Metazoa, Mollusca, Bivalvia, Ostreida, Ostreidae. The coding region runs from base 1 to 345 and encodes 114 amino acids. The record is from RefSeq and is a predicted model, not a curated record.